Balearica regulorum gibbericeps (East African grey crowned-crane) is the source of this 865-nucleotide messenger RNA. NCBI's taxonomy places the organism in Eukaryota, Metazoa, Chordata, Aves, Gruiformes, Gruidae. The record is from RefSeq and is a predicted model, not a curated record.
AUGGGGAGCAUCUACAAGGAAUACUUCAACACAGACAAGAUCCGGGAGCACUACAACUACACCAAGGAAAGCUCGGAUAGCUCCCCCACCACUUCCCAUUGGGUGGUCUCCAUCCUCAUCGUCGUGUUGUGCUGCUGUAUCGUGCUAGAGAACCUGCUGGUGCUCAUCUCCGUUUACCGCAACAAGAAGUUUCAUUCGGCCAUGUACAUCUUCAUCGGGAACUUGGCUUUCUCCGACCUCUUGGCUGGGGUGGCCUUCAUGGCCAACAUUUUGCUCUCCGGAGCCACCACCUUCAACUUGACGCCGGUGCAGUGGUUCGUACGGGAAGGCACGGCCUUUGCCACGUUGGCCGCCUCCGUCUUCAGCUUGUUGGCCAUCGCCAUCGAGCGCCACGUGGCCAUCACCAAGGUCAAGGUCUACAGCAGUGACAAGAACUGUCGGAUGGUGCUGCUCAUCGGGGCUUGUUGGGUGAUCGCCGCCGCCAUCGGCAGCCUCCCCAUCAUGGGUUGGAACUGCAUGAGCGACCUGCGGGAUUGCUCCACCGUCCUCCCCCUCUACUCCAAACGUUACAUUUUAUUCGUCAUCACCAUCUUCACCCUCAUCCUCCUCCCCCCCGAGAUCGCCACCGCCCAGCCCCGGGCCCUGCUCAAGACGGUCACCAUCGUCCUGGGAGCCUUCAUCGUCUGUUGGCUUCCAGCCUUCAUCAUCCUCCUCAUGGACGCCUCCUGCCCCGUUCGGGCGUGCCGGAUCCUCUAUAAGGCGAACUAUUUUUUUGCCUUUGCCAUGCUCAACUCAGCCGCCAACCCCAUCAUCUACACCCUGCGGAGCAAGGACAUGCGCCGGGAGUUCCUGCGGGUGCUGUGCU